AUGCGGAAUUCCGCGGUUGAGGGAACAAGACACGGCCAUGACGGUGGAAAUUCAGCCACCAAAAGGGCGCCACUAUCGCAGGAAGACAACCGUAAGCGCCGGGCUAAACAUAAGAAACGUGGAGGGGGUGCUGAUGCCGAUUCUGCAGGCUCCGAAAGCGCUCCAACAUCGGCGGCUGUGGCACAUGGCAGCACACCGGCGUUACGCCACGGCGCGGAAUUCUUCGCCAACGCCGGAGCGCCGUUCUUGAGGAAGCUGGGCGCAUAUACGGAUGCGUUUCGGAAAUCCGUCAGUCGGGUGUACGACUCCGACAUGGCCGUCGACGCAGCGCUGGCCGUCACUUUCAUUCCCCUGAAAGAAGCGAUCGAGGCAAUGCCGAAGCAAACAGGCGGCACUUCGGCGAAUAACGAUCACCACUGCGAGCGUUUUGCAGAGUGCGUGUACAGAGAUGCCCUCCUCUGCGUUUGCUACAUGGGCAAGGCGCGGGCAGCCAACGGUCCGUAUGAUGGGUUGGAGCUUCUUACGGAAUUCCUGUACUACCAUCUGAUGCGCGUCGACUACUUGUUGGAAAACCGCGCUAUGCCGAAGGGUGCAGAGCUUCUGGAUUCGCAGCGCGUGAUCCCAUCCUCACCGCGCACUGUGGUUAGGGUGUGGGAAUCACUGCUCAGCCUGUCGCUGGCCAAGGAUCGCAAAUUACGCGUGGCUUUCAGCACCGUCACUUAUCACGUCAUGAGGCUGGCGUGCAAGGACGAAAUCGAAAUACCUCAGAAGCUCUUCACGAAGCAUGCGGACACCUUCGUGUCACUGCUCGCCGACCCCAACAAGGAAAUGCGGUACCGCUGCCUGCAGCUCCUCGAGCAUUUCCAGGACGAGCGCGUCAAGGGAGAGAUGCUGAAGCAUAUGGCGGACCCGGCCGCUGUUGUGAGGGUCGCCGCCGUCACGUUCCUGGACGUGCCGCCGACCCUGGAAGAGGCGCUGCCGGUGCUGCGCAAACUGAUAGCCAGGCUUGCUGACGUCUCCAAAGACGUGCGUUCCGGCGUUUACAAGAAGCUGGGAACCGUUUACAACGUGAUCCCCGUCGAAAUGUGCACCCAGAUAAUGUGCUACGGACUAUCCGAGGAGGCGCAGAGCAUGAAAAGAGCCUUUCUGUAUAUGCUUUCUUCCUGGAUCAGCAACUGCGGUGGCCUGGUAGGGUUCCUGUCUGACAUGAUCUCGCAGACCGACGACGUCACGGUGCUAGAGAACGCCAUUUCAUUUUACAUGAAGGGCACUGGGUGCCUCAAUUCCUUCUCCAUUAGGUCGGAUAAAGGCGUUGGCGGUGAAGGCGACGGGGCCGGCAGUGAUGUCGCUGGCGAGCGCGAGGCCGAGGAAGACGCCGAAAACAUCGUGGCGUAUAUGAAAAGGUUCAAAACGCUAUCCCCUGCGGAGUUGGUGCUUGUGAACGUCUUCUAUCAAAAUCACGCCCUGCCUGAGGAGGUAAAACUCAUUAACAUGGUAGACGUGAUUUCCUACGCGCAUUUCGUGCUCACCACGUUCUGCAACAUGCCUGACGAGUCAGACCAGGCUCCUCAGUCCGCCGUGAACGCCAUGGCAGACGACGAUGCGCAGUUCGUCGACGCAGUUGAGUCCAACCAAGCGGCGGCUGUGCACAAGUACGCCUCGGAGGACUGUGAAAGGAUGAAAAAGCUGUACUGGAACAUGUGCUUGGUCUCGCACGCGCUCCGUGCGCUGCUCGUUAUCGCGCACUGUCACGCCAUUGAGGACAGCUACCAGGUCGCUCUGACCGAAACCUUCUGCGACAAGAUACUGCUCCACAGCCCGGUGCGCAGCAACAUCACGGGCCUGAUGGCCGACGUUGUUGCGCAAACAACGCUGGGAAACAACUCGUACUCCCACGCGCUCCCCAGCCGCUGGCUGAAGGGAGGGGUGACGUUCGCGGCCACCAGCCUGCUGCGCUACGUCUACGCGCGCAAGUUCAGGCUCGACGGCAAGUUCAUCGGCGACGAUCCGCAGAUGGAGAAGCGGCACUUCGAAGUGUCCAUCACGCGCAAGGUGCUCUCCAUCAUCUCCGACAUAAAGGACCCCUUCCAAACCUCUGGUAUUUCCAACAUCAGCAUCCGGCGGGAAGAGCUGGAGCGGAUGGACCUGCAAAAAAUCAAGGGUUUCGACCCCACCAGCUACUCCAUUGAGCACCUGAGUCUGAUUGACGCGAAGCUGCGGGAGCAGAUGGAGCAGACGUGGACGCAGCAGGCCGAGCUGGAAAAUGUGAAGAGCGCGAGCAAAGAGCAGCAACAGCAACAGGAGAUGUUGCAGCAGCAGGAGGAGGCGCUGCUGGUGCUCCUGGAGAAGCAGCAGGCGUUCGCCACCGUCAUACGUAACUGCCUGAAGGAGCGCUGGACGCGCAUCAUGGCCAUCGUAGAGUCCUUUCUCGGGCAGACCCAAAGCAACUGCAGCGAGGAUGCGGGGCUCGCAGAGUUCCCACGCGCCAUUCUGCUGCCGCAGAUGGCCUUUUUCUGCUCCACAGUGGUCAAGUGGCGCGAUCAAAGCAUCACCGACCAGUACUGCGACGUGCUCACCAGCAAGUGCCUCGGGACGUGGUGCAUGCUGAACAAGGGCCGCGUCGAGCUGUGGAGGCAACUGAAUGCGUUCCACGUGGCUCUUAAAGGCGCCCUCGCCAUCCUGGAGGGGUGCCUCAACCAGGCGGCCGCUGAAGCGGAGUUCCCCUCCGACGCCCUUAGAAGGCGCAUCGAGAUGCAAACGCUACGCUGCGAAAUGUACAUGACCACGCUCACUGACCUACUCGUCACCAACGUGGAGCUGCAGCAGGGUGCGGCGGGGGAUGACGCCGCCAACGUAGAGCUCAUCGAAGAGCUCAAGGACACUCUAUGGGGCAUCGUGCACUGCAGCGUCAAGAGUUCUAAGUACGUGCAGUCGCUGGCUCUUAGGUUGGGAUGCCGCCUGCUCCUGACCGAAUUCCUCCGGAGCAAGCAGCAACGGGUCCAAAGCCCACAGACGGCGGAGGAGAAACGAUGCAGCGACGACAUCACCGUCGUUCGCCUACGCGGCCUCUUAGAGCUGGCCUUCGUCGCGCCGGCCGCAGCCCGGCACAUGAUCGCAGACUUCAAAUUCACGAGAUCGACGCGCUACGUCCCGAUAACGGCGGAGGACAAAAACAUCGUCGUGAGCAUGUGUGCCCUGUACCCCACGCUCUCGUACAGGCAUCUUCGCAACUUCCACAAGGUGCUCGAGCAGGUGCUAAUGCGGUCUGUGCAUCAUGCACUGCAGCUGGAGCUCCGUAUGGUGGGGUUCGCGCGCCUCAUAUCGUUCGCCGUGCAGACGGUCCUGCACCGGUCGCCGCUGUAUUUCUCGUUGGAGACCUUCGCGAAGUACUUCAAGUGGCUGCUGCUCAUCACGAUCGACAAGGGUCCAAUUCUGGCCGACCGUGGGGGCUUCAUGUCGCUAAUUGGCGCCCUGAUAUCGAUGUUCGUCACGCGCAACGUGUCCUCUCUGCUGGACCGCUUUGGCCUGUCGAGGCCAGAUGGCGCUGCGGACGACGAGCCGCGGUCCAUGAGCGACCUCUGCGCUCUGGCUAACCCUGCACUGGGGCUUCUGGAUCUGCGCGACAUGCUGCUGCUCCUCAACUACAUCAAGAGCCAGGGCGGCUUCGUCAAAGCAAAGGCUAACUUAAAGGUGGUGGACGAUCUGAUUGAGCUGGUUUCAAAUCAAAUGCGGAAGCUGGCCACCGUGCACACGAAAGACCUAGAAAGCGCCGAAGGAGGGGUUUCUGUAAUUCCGGGAGAGCCUCCUCAAAUCGUGUUCGCGGUGGAUGAUUCCACCGCGUUCAGCGAUCUAGUUGACGCGUACGACGCGUAUAUAUCAAGCCUAGGGCCACGUGAGCUCAGCGCGCUGUUGGUGGAAGUUGACGACGAAAAGCCGGCAGUGGUGGAGGAGGCGCCCGUUGCGAGCAGAAGGAUGACCCGACCCGUCCGCGGAACCAGGGCGUCGCAACCUGAUGCGGACGACGAGGCGGGAGAAGCCAGCGACGCGUCAAAUACGUUCACAGACGAUGAGGACGAGGAGUUUGUUGACGAGUGA
This is a messenger RNA of Babesia bigemina, 4095 nucleotides long. RefSeq lists its product as hypothetical. Gene Ontology annotation, biological process: mitotic chromosome condensation. The coding region runs from base 1 to 4095 and encodes 1364 amino acids. The record is from RefSeq and is a predicted model, not a curated record. The transcript has 2 exons. Gene Ontology annotation, cellular component: condensed chromosome; condensin complex. NCBI's taxonomy places the organism in Eukaryota, Apicomplexa, Aconoidasida, Piroplasmida, Babesiidae.